This is a messenger RNA of Adelges cooleyi (spruce gall adelgid), 912 nucleotides long. RefSeq lists its product as uncharacterized. Lineage: Eukaryota; Metazoa; Arthropoda; Insecta; Hemiptera; Adelgidae. The record is from RefSeq and is a predicted model, not a curated record. The transcript is spliced from 2 exons. Bases 12 to 734 code for a protein of 240 amino acids.
UUAUAAUAGAAAUGUGUUAUGCAAUUAAGUAUAAAAAUAAAAAAAAUGUCAACUAUCCAUGCAGAAUAUUUUCAUUCCAAUUAAAGAUGAUGUCUUACGUCAACGUUUCGGUAUUAUUGCUGGUCGCGUGCUUCUCACAGAAUGCACUUGCUGAGGCCGACGGAGAAUUUAAAUCGAUCGUUUAUCCUAAAUCAGCUGCUCUCGGAGAUAUGUUCUGGGACACAAUGGAAGAGAUAAACCAGACAGAACCCGGUCAGUUGUUGAUCAGAGACUUGCGUAAUGGUAUCGAAGAUCUAAUGAACAAUCCCACGUAUUGGAAUAUCUGCAAACGUAGUGCAGAAUUGAUCCGUCACGCGACAAACGACCCGAAAACAGCCAACGAAAUUGUGGCGGUCGUUAAAGGGCUGGCUGACAUACUAGAAAAUCAGCAGAUCAUGGAAAGAGUAUUGGAGAUCAUUGGCUUUUUGAUCAAUCAAGUUUCAGUCUUGGAGUCAGCGGAUAUGGUAACCGAUAUGCUCAACAUGUUGGCCGACACCAUCGAGAACGGUAACGCCGACUUUAUGGUCAAAAAGUUAAGCGAAAUAGCCGAACAGACCCACUUAAACCCGCAAUCCGUGGUACAAGGAUUCAACAAACUUAGGUCCACCAUGAGCAAGACGGCUAACAAGAAAAUGACCGGCAGAGAAGCUGACAGCAUUGUGAAGAUGGCCAGCGUCUUCAACCGGAGACAUUAACAAUGUAUAAUAUAAUAAUAAUUAAUGAUUUAUGUUAUAACUUAUAAUAUAGCUAAUAAAUUCUUGUCUUUUAAUACUAUAAGCAGAUUUGCAAAAAUAAAUGUGUCACCUGUCUAGAAUAAAGUAAAACAUAUAUUCAAUUAUAAUUCGUAACAAUAAACCACAUGAUACAUUUUGA